This is a messenger RNA of Penicillium paradoxum, 1101 nucleotides long. RefSeq lists its product as uncharacterized. NCBI's taxonomy places the organism in Eukaryota, Fungi, Ascomycota, Eurotiomycetes, Eurotiales, Aspergillaceae. The record is from RefSeq and is a predicted model, not a curated record. The transcript is spliced from 3 exons. The coding region runs from base 1 to 1101 and encodes 366 amino acids.
AUGCCUCCCAAGAGAAAUUCUACCAAUUCCGCUCCAGCCAAGGGCGCAAAGAAGUCCAAAGUCACGGAUAUCGACCCAGCCGAAGCAGAACUCAAGCCUAUUCUUGACAAGCGCUGGUCUGCAGUAUCUGUAUCGCGCAACGCAGACUGUUCAUUCAGAUUGCGGACCGCCGACCGUGUCGACGCUUUUACCUAUGUUUGUCUGGGCUGCGCGCCUUGGCGAACGGAAAUCCAUGAAGAUGAAGAUGAAGAGGAUGAGACAGACGAGGAAGAGCUAGAGAAGAGGAAGAGAGAUGACGCGGAAGCUGACAAGGAGACCACCCUUGAACCUGCUUCCGAGCACCCAAAUGAAAAAUGGAUAUUCACCAAUGCCGGCAUAUCCAAGUGGAUGGCGUUGAGACAACAGACUUCCGUGCGUGACCCGGAUAACUUCGAGAUGCAUGUCUACAACGAUUAUUUCGGCUAUGGGAUUAUGGAGCUGGUGGAGAACCUGCUCGUGGAUUUUGAGGAGGCUACUGGCGAUUGGAAGAUGCAAUGGGCUAUUUGUGAAGGGACAGGGCUGUAUUUUCAAAUGAGUGCUAUCAUGCAAUUAGUCGGCUGCGAGGAUGGAGAAACGGUGAACGCGGUAUUUAUUGCUUUCGGUACAAUGUUCCUCACCAUGCUCGCGACUCUGGAGCGAAAUGACAUCCUCAAGCCCGACUCUGAAAUCAAGAACAUUGGCGCUGUCAUGGGUAUGUUCAUCCGCUUCAUGGUUGAUUUGAAAGAUUACGGUAUCAACUGGCCGCAGCAUGAGCCCAAAAUUAAGGCUUAUGCUGCGAAGCACGAUAUCAAGAUUUAUGGCUUGAAUGACCCAUGCUAUGAAGAACCGUCAGAUGAGGUUGAGAUUCCCGAGGCUACAGCUGGAGCCAAUGAUCCCUGGGGCUGGAAACAGGCAAUUACGAAGCUAAGAGAGAACAAGGACGAGCCUCUUGGUGGUGACUCAAAGGAUAUCACGUCCUGGACUCCCGCAGAACGCAGGAAGGCGAGCUUUGACAAGAAGGAUCCCAUCCCUCGAAGCGCCUUGAACCGAAUCAAACAAGGUCUGAUCAUGGAGUUGGCUUAG